GUGACUAUCGCACCCAGAAAUCCGCACAGAUUACCAACUCGUUUUCCAGUUCCCAGUCCAAAAUAUGGCUUCCAAAUUGCCAGCUGUGCUGAGCGCGACCGAGGAGGAGAUUCAGCUUCUGCUGGCUGCGCAGUGCCAUAUCGGCACGAAAAACUGCGACAAGCAGAUGGAGCCCUACGUGUGGAAGCGUCGUUCCGAUGGUAUCCACAUCCUUAACAUCGGCAAAACCUGGGAGAAGCUCGUGCUUGCUGCUCGUGUCAUCGCUGCCGUCGAGAACCCCAACGACGUCUGUGUUAUCUCUGCGCGUCCCUACGGUCACCGUGCCGUCCUCAAGUUUGCCGCCAAUACUGGUGCCCAGGCCAUUGCCGGCCGCUUCACCCCCGGUUCCUUCACCAACUACAUCACCCGGUCGUUCAAAGAGCCCCGCCUGAUCAUUGUCACCGACCCUCGCGUUGACCACCAGGCCAUCCGGGAGGCGUCGUACGUCAACAUUCCCGUUAUUGCCCUCUGCGACUCGGACGCACCGCUCAAGUUCGUCGAUGUCGCUAUCCCCACGAACAACAAGUCCCGUCACUCCAUCGGUCUCAUCUGGUGGCUUCUUGCCCGUGAGGUCCUCCGUCUGCGGGGCACAAUUCCUCGCACUUCGGACGGCUGGAACGUGAUGGUGGACAUGUUCUUCUACCGUGACCCUGAAGAGGUCGAGAAGCAGCAGAAGGAGGAGGCCGAGGCCAAGGCUGCCGCCAACGCUGGAACUGAGGAGCAGGCCCCAGCUGAGUGGGACGUCAACGCUGGAGCCGGUGGUAUCAACCCGGGUCUUGUCAGCGACGGUGGUGCUCUUGACUGGGCUGCGGACUCUGCCGCACCUGGCACAACUGACUGGGCCGCUGAGCCUGCUGCUGGUGGCUGGGCUGCUGAGCCUGCAGCAACGAGCGGAGGAGGAUGGGAGUAGGUUUUGGUGCUGUAACACUAUUGCCUACAACCUCAAAACAUAUGCACUUACUCUCCAUGGGUUUCGCGUAACGUACUUAUGAUGCAUGAUCUCUACUAUGGCC
Messenger RNA from Mycena citricolor, 1052 nucleotides. The record is from the annotation of a GenBank genome assembly. NCBI's taxonomy places the organism in Eukaryota, Fungi, Basidiomycota, Agaricomycetes, Agaricales, Mycenaceae.